UUUUGAACUGAAUUACUGAAAUGAAGUAACUCUUUUUAAAGUGAAAUUCUAAUUUUUUGAGAUGUACUAGUAAAUAAUUAGUGUUUUGCUGUUUAAUUAAUUCUUCUAUAAUUAAGAAUAAUAAUUUUAUCAUUAUUUUGUUAUAAUAAAAAGUCAGAGCUGUUUUAAACAGCAGUCAACACUUAGCGCCUCCUACAGGCAACUCCUUGUUAGUGCAGUACACACACACACACACACACACACACUGUCGGCUCCACUUUUGUUACCGAAGGAGUGAACACACACACACACACACUGUCAGGACAGUGAGAGCAGUGUGUGGAGCUGAGGAUGAGCAGGCGGAGGUGUAAACAGCAGCUGGUGAAAUUCCUGCAGCACCUCCAUCGACUCCUCACCGGGACCCUCAGCACAGAUAAUGAGGAUGAGGAGCAGGAUGGUACUGUGGUGCGCCGUCGGCGUCCGGAGGACCUGGAGAGACUCCACCGUCAGAGUCGCUUCAGCAAGAGAGAGCUGCAGUUUCUCUACAGGAGCUUUAAAAGUGGCUGUCCCAGCGGCAUCGUAACCGAGGAGACAUUUAAAACCAUCUAUAGCCAGUUUUUCCCUGGUGGAGAUGUGACUAAAUACGCUCAUUACCUCUUCAGUGCAUUCGACACUGAUCAGAACGGCACUGUCAGCUUUGAGGAGCUGAUCAGAGGCAUGUCGGUGCUGCUGAGAGGUUCUGCUGAGGAGAAGCUGUACUGGACCUUCAACCUCUAUGACCUGAACCGAGACGGACAGAUCACUAGAGAGGAAAUGCUGGAUGUACUGAAAGCUAUUUAUGAUCUGAUGGGGAAGAAUGUUCCUACAGGACUAAAGGAAGAGAUACCCAGAUUACACCUGGAGGCCUUCUUUCAGAAAAUGGACCGGAAUCAUGACGGCGUGGUCACCGCUGAGGAGUUCAUCGAAACCUGUCAAAAAGAUGAGAAUAUCCUGAGGUCGAUGGGUCUGUUUGAGAACACUGUUUAGGAGCAGCUGGUGGGUUUCUGCUGAAGGAUGACAGCUGCUGGGUCUUCAGGAACUCUUCAGGACGAUCUGAUUGGACGAUGUUGACGCUCUGUGAUUAAUGAACAUUGCUGUCGGUGGAUUGAUGGCGUCGUCCAGCUCUGAGAUGUUUUACAGGAAGUGACAGUUUUCCUCUUCUCUUGCACCAAUCAAAACCCGACCCAACCCUAAGAAUCGUAAAAAAAACGGAUGACAAAACCUCGUCAAACGUUAACAUCCGUCUCAGAUCAGAGCUUUAACUAUGUAUAGCUGUAUCUGUAAUUAUGUGUAAAUUGUGGGGUUUGUGUUCAGAAAGAGACAGCACUGACGAAUAUGCAUUACUGUGUAUAUAUAUUUACUUUAAUUGAAUGUAAAUUGAUGGUGUGUUAAUCAGGGUGUGAUCUUGUGUGUGUGGUCAGAAGUAUUUGGACACCUGCGCUUUCAUUGUUUUUAACAAAAAAGGUAUUAAAAUAAUUUAUCCUG
This is a messenger RNA of Astyanax mexicanus (Mexican tetra), 1503 nucleotides long. RefSeq names its product potassium voltage-gated channel interacting protein 4b (gene kcnip4b). Gene Ontology annotation, cellular component: voltage-gated potassium channel complex. NCBI's taxonomy places the organism in Eukaryota, Metazoa, Chordata, Actinopteri, Characiformes, Acestrorhamphidae. The record is from RefSeq and is a predicted model, not a curated record. The transcript has 8 exons. Gene Ontology annotation, molecular function: calcium ion binding; potassium channel regulator activity. Gene Ontology annotation, biological process: regulation of potassium ion transmembrane transport. Bases 331 to 1005 code for a protein of 224 amino acids.